CACAACCCUCCAUCUAUAUUUGUAAAUACAUUAUUUCAUUAUUUUCUCAAUCCCUCGUAUCUCUAUAUAAAUAAGGGAGUUUCUUCAUAAUGAAUACACAAGGAAAAUCACGGAGCAUUCCUUCGUCUUCCUCUCAUUCUUUUGGUUCUAACUAUGAGACGAGGCCAUCCAUCUUAGCAACUAAUUAAAUUAUAGUUUUGUAAAACCAAGUUUUAUUUUUUCCCAAUAUUUCACUAAAAUAAUGUAACAUAUUUCAAAUCAAUAAGCUUAUGCUUAGUAGAUUCCAUCUAUAAUUGAAAUGUUGGUGUAAUUUACAUUCUACUCAUGGUGAUGCUGGCAAUCUUCUUCUUCUUCUUCGAUGCAUUGGGAAACCAAAUCAGUCCCCACUUGUAAAGUUCAAAACUUUUUGUAGUUUAUCAGUUUGGAACUUUCAACCAUGCACACAAAUUUCUCUUCUUCUUCUCAUCAUUCAAUCAUUUCUCUGUUCUCCACUUCUAAUUAAUGGAAACCCAUCUUCUGCCCCUGUUUUUUCUUCUCAUUUUCUUCUCAUUCUUCCUCUGCUGUCCGGCCAAGCGCUGCCCGGACUGCGGCCGCACGCCGGUGCCGUACCCACUCAGCACGCGCCCAGAUUGUGGCGACCCUCUUUACAGAGUCCGGUGCGCCGCCGCCGAACUCUGGUUCGAUUCCGUCAAUGGGUCUUCCUAUUUGAUCACUUCCGUUAAUCCGAUGGCCCAGAGGCUGAUCGUCCGGCCGCCGGGGUUGGUAAAAAACACCUGCGUUUCAUCGGAUUUUGGGACCCAUGGUUUUUGGCUGGACACGCGUCUUCCUUUCACCAUUUCCAAUAGAAACACGGUUUUGCUCUACAACUGUUCGAUCGAAGUCCUCGAAAAUAAUUGGAAUUGUUCAUCUAAUAGCUUCUGUCAUGACUUUAUCAGGCAGAAUCCGGUGGCAAUGGCAACGUGUAAGGCGGCGCCGACGUGCUGUUGGUACACGAGUGGCGGUUCUAUGACUGCGUAUAGAAUCAGGGUGCGAAAGGAGCGGUGUUCGGCUUAUGAAUGUUUUGUGAAUUUGGGUGGUUCUAUUCCGGCGAAAAAGUGGCCGGAACCUGGGGUGGAAAUUCAAUGGACACCACCGCGAGAGCCGCCGUGUCGUGUGGCUAUGGACUGCCGGAAUUGGGAGAAUUCUGCUUGUUUGCCGGACCCUGCAAACGCCAAGCAGAGGAGGUGCUUAUGCAAGGUGCCUUUCAAGUGGGACCCUAUAAAUGGCUUGUGCAAUGGCAACAAUUUGAAAAUACAGAACAAGAUAACUCACAAGAGGCACAAGAAGAUGCCUGUUAUUCUUGGAGGAGCAAUGGCAGGAGUAUUUGUAAUGGUGAUUGGAGGUUCAAUAAUGUUUAUAAUUUCCAAAAGACGUCAAAAGAUUCCGAAAGGAAACGAAGUGAGUUCGAAACAAGUUCGUGAAGUGAUUCUAACUGCCAACAGCAGUGGCAAAUCGGCGAGGAUGUUCACAACUAAAGAGAUAGCAAAGGCCACAAACAACUUCUCCAAAGAGAAUUUGCUUGGCUCUGGUGGGUAUGGGGAGGUCUUCAAAGGCAACCUGGAAGAUGGAACCUUAAUAGCUGUUAAACGUGCCAAGUUGGGUAGCAUGAAGGGCAUCGAUCAAAUCCUGAACGAGGUUCGGAUUCUAUGUCAGGUGAACCAUCGAUACCUCGUUCGUCUACUCGGAUGUUGUCUCGAACUAGAGCAACCUCUCUUAAUAUAUGAGUACAUCUCGAAUGGGAACCUAUUUGAUCACCUUCAUGGGAGUACAAGUUCAAGCAAAUGGCCACCAUUGACAUUGAGUCGUCGACUCUACAUUGCUCGGCAAACAGCCGAGGGCCUUGCUUAUCUCCACACUUCAGCCAUGCCGAGAAUCUAUCACCGAGACAUAAAGUCGAGCAAUAUUCUACUAGACGAGAAGUUGAAUGCUAAAGUAGCUGAUUUUGGGCUGUCUAGAUUGGCUAUAACUGAAUCAAGCCAUAUUACAACUGGGGCUCAGGGAACAUUAGGUUAUCUAGACCCAGAAUAUUACCUUAACUUUCAAUUGACAGACAAGAGUGAUGUUUACAGUUUUGGAGUUGUCAUGUUGGAGCUAUUGACUUCUGAGAAAGCCAUUGAUUUUAAUAGAGAGGAGGAAGAUGUAAAUUUAGUAGUCUAUAUCAAGAAGAUCAUCCAAGAAGACAGAUUGCUGGAGGUUGUUGAUCCUGUGAUAAAACAGAGAGCAAGCAGAGUUGAAAUUGAGAUAAUCGAGGCAUUAGGGUCUUUAGCAGCAGCUUGCUUGGAUGAAAAGAGGCAGAAUAGACCUGCCAUGAAAGAAGUUGCUGAUGAGCUAGCCAACAUUAUUUCCAUUCUUAAUAAUGAGGUGAGAAAUGUUGAAUAACUGUAAUACUAUUUGAAUGAAAUUUUGUCUGUGUCCUAUAUAAAAGAAAAGAAAAAGGAAAAAAGAGGCAAACCAUCCUUCCUUCAUAGACAUGUAUUACUUAGAAUUCUUCAAAUGAAAAACUUCAGUAUUUCCAGCUUUAAGUUAUUAAGGCCAACCUUAGCUUGAAUUAUCAGAAACUCGUAAUGUUCAUAUUUCAACCCUUUUCUAAUUUUUGUUUUUUAAAAAAUUAACAGUGAAUUGAACAAGAUCUUCUUCAAUUCUAACACUAGAUUCAAAGAAUCAAAUCUAAUCAGAUCAAACCUUAGAAUAGAAGAUUGUGAUUGUUGACCCUGCUGCACAACUUAUAACUGCCACUAAGAGAUGGACAACUGUACAAAGAAUCCUAGGAAACAUGGUCUCAGGUCCUAAGUAUUUGUGCAAA
Benincasa hispida (wax gourd) is the source of this 2842-nucleotide messenger RNA. Its product is annotated as wall-associated receptor kinase-like 20. NCBI's taxonomy places the organism in Eukaryota, Viridiplantae, Streptophyta, Magnoliopsida, Cucurbitales, Cucurbitaceae. Gene Ontology annotation, biological process: protein phosphorylation. The record is from RefSeq and is a predicted model, not a curated record. Gene Ontology annotation, molecular function: protein kinase activity; ATP binding.